This is a messenger RNA of Bursaphelenchus xylophilus (pine wood nematode), 3422 nucleotides long. Lineage: Eukaryota; Metazoa; Nematoda; Chromadorea; Rhabditida; Aphelenchoididae. The record is from the annotation of a GenBank genome assembly.
AUGGUAUGUUGAUAUUUUUAAAUAAUUUUUGUUCCUUCGCAGUCAAAAUACAUUUUUACUGGAUUUUUUCGAGUUUUCGGUUUUUUUUGCAAUCACCACAAAUUUGAUGGUGAUGAGAGUGGGGAUGCCUAUCGUAUAAUUACAAGGGUGUCAUGCCUUUAGCCUGAUUGAUUAUGAUUACUGGACGAUAAUUCAAUUUACAAGGGCCUAUAAAUAUAAUUUUUUCCAAAAAAAUACGAAGAUAAAAUUACAAAAGCGGCUAAAACACUAUUGCUGACACAGUGGCCUAACCGUCGGUAAGGCUAGGACAUAAGAAAUUUUUGAUUUUGAGAUUUUUGUUUGUAAAUGGCCACGACGAUCAUACAAAUGUAUUUCCAAAGUUUUUUGCUCCAGUUUUCCCAUUAACCUAGUUUUAUUUACAAUUUUUUGUAAAUGGCAGUAAUGCGACAUUAUAAUGUCUAAUAACUCAUAGCCAACGAUUGAUAAAGCCAUGAAACGACCGUGAUAGACGUUUCGGGAUACUAGUAAGACAAUGGAGACAAUUGCAAUCCGUCAGGAUUACUCUAAUAUGAGAAACCGGCGUUUUGGCCGCAUAUAACCCCUAUCAUAAAACGGCCAUAACUUUGCCCAAACAUAUAUUGGGUAGCUAAUUUUUCUUGUGUUGUACACUAUUUUUAAUGCUCUUUCAAACGGUAUAUGUUUCGUUAAGAAAGCAGGGUGCAACUAUUUGCCGAUCCCUUGUGAGCGCAAAGAAAUCGACAAAUACUUUCCGGCACAUUUCUCGGUACACCCUGUAUAUCUUCUGGAUCUUUUUCCGUCCAUUUCUUUUAGACAUACAGCGGCCUUAUAAUUACAACCUUAUAUUCUAGAGUUGCGUGAAAGAAAAAAUUACCUACAUAUAAGUGAUUUCAAAAUCAUUUGUAACAACUUUUAUUUACUAUAAAAAACUUUGUUUUGAGCUAAAAUAAAGAAACUCUGUAGAUUCCAAUCGGAGUUCCAAUCUAGCAGGUGGUUUUGCAGCCCAAUAUGAGUUGGCAAUAACUUCUUUAUUUCCCUGCCAAAUGUUAUCGGUUACCUUCUCCUCCCUAGCCCCUAUUUUUAAAGGACCUUUUCGGCCGAAAUUUCGUGCAACGGGGACUAGUCGACUACCAGUCUGUCGGGAAAACAACGGAGGGUCGUCGCAGCAAAAUGCGACGAACCUCGCCGCUAUCGGGCACCAAAUCCCCAGCCGCAGCUUGCAGUCGCAAAGCGAUAAUAUGCGAUUCCAAGGCGCGACGACCCGCCGCGGCGCGCCGUUAUUUUCCCGACAUUACGUCUUAUUCCGCGUCCCGCGACGAAAACAAACCACGGCCAGCUAUUUCAAAAGGAAUACGGUGGUUUUGUGUUAGGUUUUUGGAAAAAUAUUUUACUUUUUGGAUUUUUUAACGUUUUUAGUGCGUUUUUUGUAUAUCUUUGUAUACUUUGUGGUAUUUCAGGUUAAAAUGGGUUUCUCUACCAAACCUCUGAUUAUUGACGCUAAGGAUCAUAUCCUCGGUCGUCUUGCCUCCACAGUGGCGAAGCAGCUUUUGCUCGGCCAGAAGAUUAUUGUUGUGCGAUGUGAAGAGAUCAACAUUGCCGGAAACUUCCACCGUUGCAAGCUGAAGUAUCUUUCCUUCCUCAGAAAGCACUGUAAUGUGAAGCCAUCCCGAGGACCCUUCCACAAGAGAGCCCCAUGCAAGAUCUUCUACCGCACCGUUCGCGGCAUGAUUCCUCACAAAACCCCUCGAGGUAUGGCUGCCUUGAAGAACCUGAAAACCUUCGACGGAAUUCCACAGCCUUAUGACACCAAGCAGAGAGUGGUUCUCCCUUCAGCUGUCCGACACAUCGCCUUGAAGCCUCGUCGCAAAUUCAGCACCGGUAAGUCGUUCUUAUCUUUGAUUUUAGUAUUUAGAUGCUUUGAUAUUUGGAAUACAUCUCAUAGUCAGGGGUGGUCAGCGGACCCUAUUUUUCCGAUUUUCGGCCCGCGGCCCGGCCCGUCUAGUCUUUUUCCAGGCCCUGCCCGUGACGGGCCUGGCCCGGCCCGGCCCGUGCAGGCCCGUCUAUAGAGGGUUCUGCGAACUGCGCCCAGGCUCGGGAUCUAAACUGAGGCAAAAAAGGCGUUGAUCUAGCUAGUAAAGGAUCAAUGUGAUAGUUUUGUGGUUCUAUAAUGGAACUAUAGACUUGUAAACGUUUUAGAACUUGAGAAACAGCAACUAUAACAACAUAAAUUAAUUUUCCCGGCGCGAAAACAAUGAAUGCCAACAGUUUGGCAUUGUAUUUUAGACGGGCCGGGCCGGAAAAAAACCCAGGCCCGCGGCCCGGCCCGUUUGUCAAUCUCCAUUUUUGAGGCCGGCCGGCCCGUUUGGGCCGGCCCGGCCCGCUGACCACCCCUGCUCAUAGUAACUCUUAAAAAACAUUAUGUUAACCAUUUUUUGGAGCAGGAAAAUACUGGGCAGAACUUGAGCAAACUGGCCCACUCUUAAAAAAAGACUAGAAGCUUGCGCCCGAACAAUCCCGGUGCAAGAAAUGUUACGAUCAAGCUUGGGGUUAAUUAGGUUAGCGCUUAGCAGGGGUGGUCAGUGGGCAUUUUUCGGAUUUCCGGCUCGUUAAAAGACCGGCCCGUCUUUUCUUUUCUAGGCUUGGCCAGUUUUGGGCGCGAGGUGUCGGAUUUUAUUGGAAAAAGUUGCUUUAUAGAGGUACUUUGCGAACUGCUCCCCAAUCCUAGGUAAUAUAGGCGUUGAUCUUGCUGGUACGCGAUUAGUAUACUAGUUUUGUGGUUUUUAAGGUACGUCUGAAGUAUCUGGCGACUCAUAAAGUUUUAUACGGGGGCAAUCAGUUGACAGGUUUCACCGUAGAAAAUUGCUUUUACUGUUUUCUUUUUUGGUCUUGCUGCCUCUAAAGUGUCAAAAAAAGUUAUGAACUAUAAUACCUUAUUUCAGAUUUCUGUUUUUUGAAGAAAUUUCAAAUAGUGCUACAUAGGGAUAUUUCUCAACCUUAAACGUCUUGCAUUCUGUCGAAUUUCACUCUGUACAAUUUAGGUGAAUUUUUGAGUAGGCCAGUUAGCGGUAUUUUCCAAAUACUAAAAUAUCGAGAAAGUUUGUUUCGUCUUUUCUUAGCCCGAUUUUUUCCAGUGUUACUGCGUCAAUGUUCGGUACAAUAUUUUUUUCUUUUUUGCGUUAUAUGGAUUAUAAGUGCUUAUUUUUUCAGUUGGCCGAUUGUCCCAUGAGGUUGGAUGGCAAUACCAGGGAGUUAUCGCCAAGCUUGAGGAGAAGAGAAAAGUCCGAAGUGCUGCUUUCUAUGAGCAGAAGAAAGCCGAACUGAAAUUGAGAGAGAAGGCUUCAGGAAAUGUCGCCAAGAAGGUCGCCAAAUACGACGAAAUCUUGAAGCAGUACGGUCAUGCCUAA